This is a messenger RNA of Manis javanica (Malayan pangolin), 9883 nucleotides long. The record is from RefSeq and is a predicted model, not a curated record. Lineage: Eukaryota; Metazoa; Chordata; Mammalia; Pholidota; Manidae.
GGGGAGGGGGGAGGGGCCGCGGGCGCCGCCGACCGGGACCCAGCAGCCCCGCCAGGCAGCCGCCUGUGAUGCUGCUGUCCCCCAUCGCCCCGUGGCCCCACGAUGACCCACAGCCCCGUGUCCAGCGAGGACGAGGAACGUCACAGUGCCAGCGAGUGUCCCGAGGGGGGCUCAGAGUCCGACAGCUCCCCGGACGGGCCUGGGAGAGGCCCCAGGGGGCCCCGGGGCCAGGGCAGCGGGGUACCUGGUAGCCUGGCCUCAGUCCGAGGCCUCCAGGGCCGCUCCAUGUCUGUCCCGGACGACGCCCACUUCAGCAUGAUGGUCUUCAGGAUUGGCAUCCCAGACCUGCACCAGACAAAAUGCCUGCGCUUCAACCCUGAUGCCACCAUCUGGACUGCCAAGCAGCAGGUGCUCUGUGCCCUGAGCGAGAGCCUCCAGGAUGUGCUCAACUAUGGCCUGUUCCAGCCUGCCACCUCGGGCAGGGAUGCCAACUUCCUGGAGGAGGAGCGGCUGCUGCGGGAGUACCCCCAGUCCUUUGAGAAGGGAGUGCCCUACCUGGAGUUCCGAUACAAGACCCGAGUUUACAAACAGACCAACCUGGAUGAGAAGCAGCUGGCCAAGCUACACACGAAGACGGGGUUGAAGAAGUUUCUGGAGUACGUGCAGCUCGGGACAUCUGACAAGGUGGCACGGCUGCUGGACAAGGGACUGGACCCCAAUUAUCAUGACUCGGAUUCAGGAGAGACCCCUCUGACACUGGCAGCCCAGACAGAAGGCUCUGUGGAGGUGAUUCGAACCCUGUGCCUGGGUGGCGCCCACAUUGACUUCCGGGCUCGGGAUGGCAUGACUGCACUGCACAAGGCCGCGUGUGCCCGUCACUGCCUUGCUCUCACGGCGCUCCUAGACCUCGGGGGCUCCCCCAACUACAAGGACCGCCGGGGCCUGACACCUCUGUUCCACACGGCUAUGGUGGGGGGUGACCCCCGCUGCUGUGAACUGCUGCUGUUCAACAGGGCCCAGCUGGGCAUAGCUGACGAGAACGGCUGGCAGGAGAUCCACCAGGCCUGCCAGCGGGGUAACUCCCAGCACCUGGAGCACCUGCUCUUCUACGGGGCUGAGCCCGGCGCCCAGAACGCCUCGGGGAACACGGCGCUGCACAUCUGUGCCCUCUACAACAAGGAGACCUGUGCUAGGAUCCUCCUCUAUCGGGGGGCCAACAAAGACGUGAAGAACAACAAUGGACAGACGCCCUUCCAGGUGGCAGUGAUCGCUGGGAAUUUUGAACUGGGGGAGCUCAUCCGGAACCAUCGAGAGCAGGACGUGGUGCCCUUCCAGGAGUCCCCCAAGUACGCGGCCCGGCGACGGGGACCCCCAGGUGCAGGGCUGACAGUGCCCCCGGCUCUGCUGCGGGCCAACAGUGAUACCAGCAUGGCCCUUCCCGACUGGAUGGUGUUCGCCGCCCCGGGGACCUCAUCCUCUGGGGCUCCUGGUCCUACCUCAGGGCCCCAGGGCCAGUCGCAGCCCUCGGCCCCCAGCACCAAGCUCAGCAGCGGGACCCUCCGAAGUGCCAGCAGUCCCCGGGGAGCCCGAGCCCGCUCCCCAUCCCGUGGAAGGCACCCCGAGGAAGCCAAGAGGCAGCCCCGUGGACGGCCCAGCUCCAGCGGGACGCCCCGGGAAGGGCCGGCCGGGGGCACGGGGGGCUCGGGGGGCCCUGGGGGCUCCCUGGGCAGCCGCGGGAGGCGCAGGAAGCUCUACUCAGCGGUCCCCGGGCGCUCCUUCAUGGCUGUGAAGUCCUACCAGGCCCAGGCCGAGGGGGAGAUCUCCCUAAGCAAGGGAGAGAAAAUCAAAGUGCUUAGCAUCGGGGAAGGAGGCUUCUGGGAAGGCCAGGUCAAAGGUCGUGUUGGCUGGUUCCCCUCUGACUGCCUGGAGGAGGUGGCGAACCGCUCCCAGGAAGGAAAGCAAGAAAGCCGCAGUGACAAGGCAAAGAGACUCUUCCGGCAUUAUACGGUGGGCUCCUACGACAGCUUUGAUGCCCCAAGAAGCUUGAUGGAUGGGAUUGGCCCAGGGAGAGAUGAAAUUUCCCUGUGCGUGAACGUCUUACACUGGCGAGCGUCCUUGUACGGAUUCCCCAAUGGUGCGCUCCUAGACCUCGGGGGCUCCCCCAACUACAAGGACCGCCGGGGCCUGACACCUCUGUUCCACACGGCUAUGGUGGGGGGUGACCCCCGCUGCUGUGAACUGCUGCUGUUCAACAGGGCCCAGCUGGGCAUAGCUGACGAGAACGGCUGGCAGGAGAUCCACCAGGCCUGCCAGCGGGGUAACUCCCAGCACCUGGAGCACCUGCUCUUCUACGGGGCUGAGCCCGGCGCCCAGAACGCCUCGGGGAACACGGCGCUGCACAUCUGUGCCCUCUACAACAAGGAGACCUGUGCUAGGAUCCUCCUCUAUCGGGGGGCCAACAAAGACGUGAAGAACAACAAUGGACAGACGCCCUUCCAGGUGGCAGUGAUCGCUGGGAAUUUUGAACUGGGGGAGCUCAUCCGGAACCAUCGAGAGCAGGACGUGGUGCCCUUCCAGGAGUCCCCCAAGUACGCGGCCCGGCGACGGGGACCCCCAGGUGCAGGGCUGACAGUGCCCCCGGCUCUGCUGCGGGCCAACAGUGAUACCAGCAUGGCCCUUCCCGACUGGAUGGUGUUCGCCGCCCCGGGGACCUCAUCCUCUGGGGCUCCUGGUCCUACCUCAGGGCCCCAGGGCCAGUCGCAGCCCUCGGCCCCCAGCACCAAGCUCAGCAGCGGGACCCUCCGAAGUGCCAGCAGUCCCCGGGGAGCCCGAGCCCGCUCCCCAUCCCGUGGAAGGCACCCCGAGGAAGCCAAGAGGCAGCCCCGUGGACGGCCCAGCUCCAGCGGGACGCCCCGGGAAGGGCCGGCCGGGGGCACGGGGGGCUCGGGGGGCCCUGGGGGCUCCCUGGGCAGCCGCGGGAGGCGCAGGAAGCUCUACUCAGCGGUCCCCGGGCGCUCCUUCAUGGCUGUGAAGUCCUACCAGGCCCAGGCCGAGGGGGAGAUCUCCCUAAGCAAGGGAGAGAAAAUCAAAGUGCUUAGCAUCGGGGAAGGAGGCUUCUGGGAAGGCCAGGUCAAAGGUCGUGUUGGCUGGUUCCCCUCUGACUGCCUGGAGGAGGUGGCGAACCGCUCCCAGGAAGGAAAGCAAGAAAGCCGCAGUGACAAGGCAAAGAGACUCUUCCGGCAUUAUACGGUGGGCUCCUACGACAGCUUUGAUGCCCCAAGCGAUUACGUCAUUAAGGAGAAGACAGUCUUGCUGCAGAAGAAGGACAGUGAGGGGUUUGGGUUCGUGCUCCGGGGGGCCAAGGCGCAGACCCCCAUCGAGGAGUUCACCCCUACCCCAGCCUUCCCGGCGCUGCAGUAUCUGGAGUCAGUGGACGAGGGUGGCGUGGCAUGGCGGGCGGGACUGCGAAUGGGAGACUUCCUCAUCGAGGUGAACGGGCAGAAUGUGGUGAAGGUCGGCCACCGGCAGGUGGUGAACAUGAUCCGCCAGGGGGGCAACACACUGAUGGUCAAGGUGGUGAUGGUCACCAGGCACCCGGACAUGGAUGAGGCUGUCCGCAAGAAAGCUCCCCAGCAGGCUAAGCGGCUCCCACCCCCAGCCAUCUCCCUGCGUUCCAAGUCUAUGACCUCAGAGCUGGAGGAGAUGGUCUCCCCCUGGAAGAAGAAGAGUGAGUAUGAGCAGCAGCCUGCGCCGGUGCCCAGCAUGGAGAAAAAGCGGACCGUGUAUCAGAUGGCUCUCAACAAACUGGAUGAAAUUUUGGCGGCAGCUCAGCAGACCAUCAGUGCAAGCGAGAGUCCUGGGCCCGGAGGCCUUGCAUCCCUGGGCAAACACAGGCCCAAAGGCUUCUUUGCCACGGAGUCGAGCUUCGAUCCCCAUCACCGCUCCCAGCCAAGUUAUGAACGCCCUUCUUACCUGCCUCCAGGACCUGGACUUAUGCUCCGCCAAAAAUCUAUUGGGGCUGCAGAAGAUGAUAGACCCUACCUAGCACCCCCAGCCAUGAAGUUCAGCCGCAGCCUGUCUGUGCCUGGCUCGGAGGACAUCCCCCCGCCACCCACCACGUCCCCACCGGAGCCCCCCUACAGCACACCUCCAGCCCCCUCCUCCUCCGGACGGCUCACCCCCUCACCCCGCGGAGGGGCCUUCAACCCCGGCUCAGGUGGCCCCCUCCCCGCCUCUUCCCCUUCGUCCUUUGACGGGCCCUCCCUUCCCGACACCCGUGUAGGGGGCCGAGAGAAGAGCCUGUACCACAGCGGCCCUCUGCCCCCGGCCCACCACCACCCUCCCCACCACCACCACCACCACGCCCCGCCCCCGCAGCCUCACCACCACCACGCCCACCCCCCUCACCCGCCGGAGAUGGAGACCGGGGGCUCCCCCGACGACCCCCCGCCGCGACUGGCUCUGGGGCCCCAGCCUAGCCUGCGCGGCUGGCGGGGCGGCGGGCCCAGCCCGACCCCGGGGGCCCCGUCCCCGGCGCACCAUGGCGGCGCGGGCGGGGGCCUCGGCUCCCCCCAGGCCCCCGCCCUGCGUUACUUUCAGCUGCCCCCGCGGGCGGCCAGCGCGGCCAUGUACGUGCCCGCGCGCUCGGGCCGCGGGCGCAAGGGGCCGCUGGUCAAGCAGACCAAAGUGGAGGGCGAGCCCCAGAAGGGCGGCGGCCUCCCGCCCGCCCCCUCGCCCGCGUCCCCGCAGCCGCCGCCGGCCGCCCCCUCGGAGAAGAACUCCAUCCCCAUCCCCACCAUCAUCAUCAAGGCCCCGUCCACCAGUAGCAGCGGCCGCAGCAGCCAGGGCAGCAGCACCGAGGCGGAGCCCCCGAGCCAGCCCGAGGCCGGCGGCGGCCCCUCCGCGCAAAGCCCCGGCCCGGCCGUGCCGCCCUCGCCCUCGCCCGUGCCCACCCCCACGUCGCCCAGCGGCCCCGCCACCCUCGACUUCACCAGCCAGUUCGGAGCGGCGCUGGUGGGGGCGGCGCGCAGAGAAGGGGGCUGGCAGAGCGAGGCCCGCCGGCGCUCCACGCUCUUCCUCUCCACCGACGCGGGGGACGAGGACGGCGGCGACGGCGUGCUCGGGGCGGGGGCGCCCCCGGGCCCCCGGCUGCGCCACUCCAAGUCCAUCGACGAGGGCAUGUUCUCCGCCGAGCCCUACCUCCGGCUGGAGACCGGCGGUGGCGGCGGCUACGCGGGCUACGGGCCGGGCGGUCGAGCCUACGCGGGCAGCGGGAGCAGCAGCGCCUUCACCAGCUUCCUGCCGCCGCGGCCCCUGGUCCACCCGCUGACCGGCAAGGCCCUGGACCCCGCCUCCCCGCUCGGGCUGGCCCUGGCCGCCCGAGAGCGGGCGCUGAAGGAGUCCUCGGAGGGCGGCGGGGCCCCCCAGCCGCCUCCACGGCCCCCAUCGCCCCGCUACGAGGCCCCGCCACCCACCCCGCACCACCACUCGCCCCACGCCCACCACGAGCCAUUGCUGCGUCUCUGGGGAGCCUCCCCACCGGACCCCGCCCGCCGGGAGCUGGGGUACCGCGCAGGGCUGGGCAGCCAGGAAAAGUCCCUUCCGGCCAGCCCACCAGCAGCCCGACGCUCCUUGCUGCACCGCUUGCCGCCAACAGCCCCCGGGGUGGGGCCCCUCCUGCUACAGCUGGGCUCGGAGCCCCCCGCCCCGCACCCGGGGGUGAGCAAGGCCUGGAGGUCCGCAGCCCCUGAGGAGCCCGAGCGGCUGCCCCUACACGUGCGGUUCCUUGAGAACUGCCAGCCCCGGGCCACUGGGGCGGCAGGGAGGGGGCCCCCCUCAGAGGAUGGGCCUGGGGUUCCGCCUCCCAGCCCACGCCGGUCCGUACCCCCUUCGCCAACCUCCCCACGCGGCAGUGAAGAGAACGGGCUUCCUCUGCUGGUCCUGCCGCCCCCUGCCCCCUCCGUGGACGUGGAAGACGGUGAAUUCCUCUUUGUGGAACCGCUGCCCCCACCUCUAGAGUUCUCCAACAGCUUCGAGAAGCCCGAGUCGCCCCUCACGCCUGGGCCUCCCCACCCACUGCCAGACCCACCCACCCCGACCAGCCCGUUGCCCCCUGUGCCACCCCCUGCCGUUGCCUCUGCCCCGCCCACCCUGGACUCCACCGCAUCCAGCCUGACUUCCUAUGACAGUGAGGUGGCCACGCUGACCCAGGGGGCCCCUGCAGCUCCUGGGGACGCCCCUCCUCCAGGCCCACCUGCCCCAGCCGCCCCAGCUCCCCCGGCCCCACAGCCUGGCCCAGACCCUCCACCUGGCACCGAUUCUGGUAUUGAGGAGGUGGACAGUCGGAGCAGUAGUGACCACCCUCUGGAGACCAUCAGCAGCGCAUCCACGCUGAGCAGCCUGUCUGCUGAAGGUGGUGGCAGCGCAGGAGGUGGUGGUGGCGGGGCCAGUGUGGCCAGUGGGCCUGAGCUUCUGGACACCUAUGUGGCCUACCUGGAUGGCCAGGCCUUUGGUGGGAGUGGUACUCCUGGCCCACCAUACCCCCCACAGCUCAUGACUCCCUCUAAGCUCCGGGGUCGGGCACUGGGGGCCAGUGGUGGCCUGCGGCCCAGCCCCAGUGGGGGACUCCGCGACCCUAUCACUCCCACCAGCCCCACUGUCUCGGUGACAGGGGCUGGAACCGAUGGGCUGCUGGCCCUGAGUGGUUGCUCUGGACCAUCGACAGUGGGUGUACCCGGGGGUCCAGUGACUGUAGAGCCAGAAGGCCCACCAGUGCCCUUGCCAUCGGCUUCCUCCCUGCCUCGGAAGCUGCUGCCUUGGGAGGAGGGCCCGGGCCCUCCGCCACCACCCCUGCCCGGGCCCCUGGCCCAGCCUCAGGCCUCAGCCUUGGCCACAGUGAAAGCCAGUAUCAUCAGUGAGCUCAGCUCCAAGCUUCAGCAAUUCGGGGGCUCUUCGGCAGCUGGUGGCGCUCUGCCGUGGGCCCGGGGAGGCAGCGGGGGAAGCGGGGACAGCCACCACGGGGGAGCCAGCUAUGUUCCCGAGAGGACCUCUUCCCUGCAACGGCAGAGACUCUCUGAAGACGCCCAGCCCUCACUCCUCUCCAAACCCGUCAGCAGCCUGUUUCAGAACUGGCCCAAACCACCUCUGCCACCACUCCCCACAGGAACUGGGGUCCCCCCUUCAGCCGCUGGGGCCCCAGGAGCCACCUCGCCCUCAGCCUCCUCCUCCACGUCCACCCGCCACCUCCAGGGCGUGGAGUUCGAGAUGCGGCCCCCUCUGCUCCGCAGGGCCCCCAGCCCCUCGCUGCUGCCCACCUCGGAGCACAAGGUCAGCCCUGCGCCCCGGCCCUCGUCCCUGCCCAUCCUGCCUUCUGGACCCCUCUACCCGGGCCUCUUUGACAUCCGCAGCUCCCCCACUGGAGGGGCAGGAGGCUCAGCUGACCCCUUCGCCCCUGUCUUUGUGCCACCGCACCCUGGGAUGUCCGGGGGGCUUGGUGGAGCCUUGUCAGGGGCCUCGCGAUCCCUCUCACCAACCCGCCUGCUUUCGCUGCCCCCGGACAAGCCUUUUGGCGCUAAACCUCUGGGGUUCUGGACCAAGUUCGACGUGGCUGAUUGGCUUGAGUGGCUGGGCUUGGCUGAGCACCGAGCCCAGUUCCUGGACCACGAGAUUGACGGUUCCCACCUGCCCGCCUUGACCAAGGAGGACUAUGUCGAUCUGGGUGUGACCAGGGUGGGCCACCGCAUGAACAUCGACCGGGCUCUCAAAUUUUUCCUGGAGAGGUGAUGGCUGGCCUGGACGGACCAGCCCGUCCACAGAACCCUUGAGCCUUCUGGCCUCUUGACCUCUGACCCCUGACCAUCAUUGUCUCUCCUGGGCCAGGGACUCUACUAAAACUGCUCCCUGCCCUCGUCUCCCAAGGCCCGAGGUCACCAGAUGGCCUGAUCCUGGCCAGGCAUCGCACCUCACAGGAGGGGGCAGCUGACACAGACUGUGUGUGAAACAGAGAGCAGAGAGCAGCGGAAGGGGGUGGCUGGAGGAAAUUACAGAGGGGGAUGGAGGAGAAGGGAAGGGUCGAUUUUGGGGGGGGACAGACAGAGCCAUAGAGGGUCAGCCCUGAGCCUGACUGGAUGGGGGGUCAUCCCCCAGGCCACAGGGGAAGGGAGUGCCCUCAGAUUCCACCACCUGCCGCCCCUCUAACAACCCUUCCCCCAUCUCCAGGCCCCACCUUCCCCUCUCCCAGCACACACAGCAGCCCCCCCUGCCUUUUGCACGCUCCUUUGCACGCCUGCUUGCCUCUCUUCCCUCCCUGGGCUACAAUUUUGCACAAACUUGCCCUCUCGCAGUCUUGCACACUCCACCUUCGCUUCCCGCUUGCGAGGCCCUCUCAGCUCUCAAACACGCGCUGUUUCUCUCGCACUCUGCGUUUCCGUUCCCAUGCUCCACACCGACUCCCUGGAACUCGGCUUGCACACUCUUCCCUCGGCCCUCCCUUACACUCCUCACUUCUGGAAAUCUCCGGGCCCUUGCUGCAGACACACUUGGGACACCCUUUCCCUCGCCCACUCACAGACUCUGCACACAUCCCCUGGCACACCCUUCUCUUUGUUCAGCCCUUGCACACUCGCUGGCCUGUGCACCUCUGCUGACACUCUUGCCUCCGACUUUCCCUUCCUAUCCUUGAACCCCGCCCCAUUCUUUCUGGACCCAUCUCUCCCACCUCUCCCUCUCACGUGACACUCCCAUACCCUUCCCUCCCCUUCUCACACACUCACUUCUUACCACGUAUCUUGCAUCUUGCCUCCCAGGAACUGGUUCUCUCUCAAAUGCCCACUCCCUCCCUUCUUUGCCGGACUCCCACUGCCUCCCACCUUUCUCUUCCCAAUCUUUGUCCAGCUCCACUCUUGACUCUCUUGUGAGCCUCCCCACACACUCACUCUGGCACACGCGCCCUCCCAGCACUCCCAUGGCUCUCUUCGAGUCAAGUGUGUUUUCCCUGAACAAUGUCCUUGCACACCGUGCCUUCGCGGCACACUCGUUUUUGAGUUUCCACUUCUUGUCAUCUUCAGGUGACUUUUCCCAUCUCCCUGGGUGGGGGGACUGUACCCCUCUUUUCUUCUGCACAGUGGUCUCAGUCCACAUUCCUUGCGCUGUAUUCUGGUUUCUCGCUUGGCGCCUUGUUUUCUGCUCCAGGGGAGAGACGGUUCUUGCAGACCCUCUGCCUGUUCUCUCACCUCUUUGCCCUCUUUUCUUUUUCUGGCGAGAAGACUGCACGCUCGCUUCUUGCUCACCUUGCUCGCACGUCCCCCACUCCCUGCUCCAGUCUUUGCCCUCUUGCACAGCCUCCCUCCUGUCAGUCCUUCCUGGGCCACCUCUCCAUCCAUUUUGCACGAAGAUCCCCCCUCUCCUAACUCUUCUGUCUCCAGGAAAACCCUUCUCCCUCCAGCAUGGCUAUUCCUGCACGCUUCCCCUCUUCCUUAUUCCUGGGGCUUGGGAAUUUUAAGCCACCCCUUCCCCUGGGAAGCCCCCUCCCCUACUGGGUAAAGGGGGGAGGGCAUCGCCCUCAGGUCCCCCCAUGUUCAGCUGCCAAAGAAGGGAGCACCCCCUCCUUCCCCCAAGCCCAUUCCCCCUCUGUUGCCCCCUACCCCCGAGGGGGGGGCGCUUCGUCCAUGGGGGGAGAGUGCUUGCAGCGCUCUCCCCUCACCACGUCAGGGAUCUGCGGGGAACCUUGCGGGAGGGUCGUGGGAGGGGGGAGGGCUGACGAGGAGGUGGGCGGAGGUCGCGCUGGGCCCCUACCCGCCCCCUCCCCCUUGUCGGAUGACCCCCGUCCGCAGGGGGCCUGCGCGGCGCUCGUCUAUCAAGGGCUUGUUCAUUCUGGAUGGGUGCC